Molecule: messenger RNA, 3733 nt
Organism: Lynx canadensis (Canada lynx)
Lineage: Eukaryota; Metazoa; Chordata; Mammalia; Carnivora; Felidae
Product: zinc finger protein 708-like
Exons: 6
Coding region: 654-2864 (736 amino acids)
Biological process (GO): regulation of DNA-templated transcription
Source: RefSeq, a predicted model, not a curated record
GCCUGUCUGGUUCGAGCUGGCUUCUCGUGGAGAGCGGCCCGCGUGGGCAUCCGCCUCCCCUGCCAGGGGGCCACGCUCCCCUCCCCUCCCCUCCCCUGCAGGGAGCCCGUCGGAACAGACUCAGGGCCUACUGUGGCACCCAGAGGAGGAGAAAGGCAGGGGGUGCUCUCCCAGUAGGAGCUCAGGGAGUUUCUGAAACAGCUCAGGACACAAAGGACCAGGAAGUGGGGCCUCUUCUGCAUUUCGGCGUCCUGCCUGCAGGCGAGCGGUUUGCUGCCGCCGCCGAGACGCCCUUCCGGUGCCUCUGAAGGCAUUUUCUCCCGGCGCAGCUGCGACUUCUCCGCCAGUGCCUUCGGAGAAAGAGAUCUGGAGGACGAGGAGAGGAAAAAAAAACCCCAAAAAACAAACAAGAAGGAAUGGCUGGGUCCCAGAUCUUGUGUCAAAGCCAGACCUGGUCAUCUUUUUGGAGCAAGAGAAGGAGCUCAGGGAUGUGAAGAGAGAGGAGAAGGUAGCCACACACUCAGGCGUGCAGUUAACUGGUGAAGAGGCUGUGUUGGUGGCUUUAAAGGCAUUUUCUUCCUGAUGCAACCGUGAUUUCAUCACUGAAAUCAACCGAGCAAGAAAUCUAGCGGACGAGGUGGAAGAAGAAGAAAAUGGCCAGUUCUCAGGAACUGCUGACGUUCAGGGAUGUGGCCAUAGAAUUCUCUCAGGACGAGUGGGGAUUCCUGAACGUCGUUCAGUGGGAACUGUACAGGGAUGUGAUGUUAGAGAACUACGGACACCUCCUUUUCUUGGGUCUUGCUGUGUCAAAGCCAGACCUGGUCAUGUUUUUGGAGGAAAAGAAGGAGCUGUGUGAUGUGAACGAAAAGGAAACCAUAGCCACACCCCCAGCCGUAUCUUCAAAUGACACCCAGAGCUUGCUGCCAAAGCCGUGCAUAGAAUCUUGUUUUCAGAAUGUGUCACUGGGUAGAUAUAAACAGAGUGCCCUUGAGAAUUUACACUUAAUGAUAGACUGGGACAAUGAUGGAGAGAGUGCAGAGCAUCCGAGAUAUGAAGGACGUAUCCAAACAGAGAUAACUGCCCAUUAUGAGAAUCUCACCGCCCCAGACGGUGAAGGAUAUAAAACAUUCUGGACGACAUCCCUUUUUAAGUCAACUACUUCUGCAAAGCCUUGUGUUUCUGUAAGCAAUGGUUCAAAUCCAAUGAUCAAAGAUACGUAUAUGCAGAAUCCAAAUUUGGAAAAUCUAGAAAAUUACCUAGUCCAGGCUGAAAAUAAUUAUUUGAACCAUUUUGAAAAUAGGUUUGCAUUGACCUUUCAGUCCAAUAUUUCUGAAAAUCAGGGAUUUAAAAAUGAAGAAAAAAGCGCUAUGUGGUAUCAGUUUGAGAGUUCCUUCACCGAGGAGUCAACCCUGCAAAACUACCAGAGCAUUUUCAAUGAAAACAUAAUUGCUCAAUACAGUGAAUCUGAGAAGAUAUUUAUCCAGGGGUCAAAUGUUAAUAAACAUCUGAUUACUCAUUUUCCAGAGAACCAUUUUGAGUGUAAUAAAUGGGAAGUCUUUUAUCAAGGCUCCAACCUUAUUAUACAUAAGAGUAUGCACAUGGGAGAGAAUCCUUAUAAAUAUAAUGAAUGUGACAAAGCUCUUAACCAGACCUCCAAUGUUAUUGAUCAUCAGAGAAUGCAUGUGGGAAAAAACUCAUACAGACGUAAUAAACCUGGGAACAUGUAUAGUCAGUCAUCAAGACUGUAUAUACAUAAGACAAUCGGUGCUGGAGAGAAAAGUUACAUUUGUAAUGAAUGUGGCAAGGUCUUUAUCCACCACUCAAGCCUUACUCAACAUCACAGAAUUCAUACUGGAGAGAAUCUUUACAAAUGUAAUGAAUGUGGAAAACUCUUUACCAGGCACUCACAUCUUACUGAACAUCACAGAAUCCAUACUGGAGAAAAACCGUACAAAUGUCAAGAAUGUGGGAUGGCCUUUACCCAGCAUGCAACCCUUGUUGGUCAUUACAGAGUUCAUACAGGUGAGAAACCUUACCAAUGUAAAGAAUGUGGCAAGACCUUUAAAUGGCACUCAAUCCUUAGUAAACAUUACAGAACUCACACUGGAGAGAAACCUUACAUAUGUAAAGAAUGUGGCAAGGCCUUUAGGCAGCACACAACCCUUACUCACCAUUACAGAACUCAUACUGGAGAGAAACCUUACCAAUGUAAAGAAUGUGGCCAAGCCUUUAUCCAGCACUCCAACCUUACUCAACAUCACAGAAUUCAUACGGGAGAGAAACCUUACCAAUGUAAUGAAUGUGGCCAAGCUUUUAACCAUCACUCAUACCUUACCCAACAUCACAGAAUCCAUACUGGAGAGAAACCUUACCAAUGUAAAGAAUGUGGCCAGUCCUUUAACCAGCACUCCAACCUGACUCGACAUCACAGGAUUCAUACUGGAGAGAAACCUUUCAAAUGUAAAGAAUGUGGCCAGGCCUUUAACCAGCACUCACAUCUUAAUCAACAUCACAGAAUCCAUACUAGAGAGAAACCUUUCCAAUGUAAAGAAUGUGGCCAGGCCUUUAACAGACACUCAAACCUUACUCAGCAUCACAGAAUUCAUACAGGAGAGAAACCUUUCCAAUGUAAAGAAUGUGGCCAGGCCUUUAACAGGCACUCAUACCUUACUCGACAUCACAGAGUCCAUACUGGAGAGAAACCUUACAAAUGUAAAGUAUGUGGCCAGGCCUUUAACAGGCAUUCAAACCUUACUCGACAUCACAGAAUUCAUACUGGAGAGAAACCUUACAAAUGUGAAGAAUGUGGCCACACUUUUAUCCAGUAUUCACAUCUUAUUCAACAUCACAGAAUACACACUUAAAAGAAACCUUACCAAAGUAAAGAAUGUGGCAAAACAUUUAAUCUCUGGUUAACCUUUACUCAUUAUCACAGAAUUCACACUGGAGCAAACCUUACAAAUUGAAAGAAUGAGAAAACUAUUAAGGACUUCUCAGCCCUUACUCCACAUCAGAGAAUUCUAUUGGAGAGGAACCAUACAAAUGUCAAGAAUGUAGCCCAACCUUUAAGCAAUGCUAAACCCUGACUCCUGAACAGAGAAGUUAUACUGGAGAGGAGUUUGCAAAUAUAAAGAAUUUGGCAAGCCCUUUAAUCAGAGGUCAAGCCUCAUUCAACAUCACAGAAUUAAUACUGGAGGAAAAAUUUACCAAUGUAAAGAAUCUGGUAAGACUUUUAGGCUCAACCCUACUGAGCAUCACAGACCUUAUACUGAGGAGAAACAUUACAAAAGUAAAGAAUGUGGCAAUCCUGUAGCCGAAACUCACAAUUUGUUCAACAUCAUAGCUAUCUUAACAGUUUAGAAACCGUAACAUGUAGAGAAAGUUGCAGUGCCUUUAACCGGAAUCCAAAUGCACACCAGAUUCAAUCCCUGAAAAUGUAAUGAAUGAGCAAAGACCUUCAUUUUAACGUACAUUUUAGGAAACACCAGAGUGCAUAGAGGAAAGCGACUUGAAAGAUAUAAAUAUUUAGGAAAAUAUUUAAUUGAAUAUCAAAUGUCAAUACAGGUGACAAAUCCAGUGGCAAGCAUUAUGUCAGUCAACCUAUUUAGACAUUACAUCAAAAUACUCAUUAUAAGUAAAAAUACAAAGCUAAACACUUAGAUAAUAUAUAUGCUAAUAUGCUUCAAAAGCUUAAGUGGAUGGAUUUUUGCAUAGGUAUAAUUAAUUUCAAUGU